Molecule: messenger RNA, 186 nt
Organism: Pelobates cultripes (western spadefoot toad)
Lineage: Eukaryota; Metazoa; Chordata; Amphibia; Anura; Pelobatidae
Source: the annotation of a GenBank genome assembly
AUGGCGUCUGCUCACAUACCCGAGAUACUGAGCCUACCUCCAAGCCAAGGGCCCCAUCCUGAUACCACCGCCAUAAUGGCAGACACCACGUGCCUCCCCCAAGGCCAAGGUCUCAACACUGAGACCAGGCUUCAGACCAAACUUGAGGCUAUCUUUGCUGCAUUUUGGCUAAAGCUGGAGAACCGG